UUACAUGCCAUACAAUAACUGUUCUGUCCAUUUGCGGGCACUAUUGUCCUGUAGUCAGCGCUCUACAUCUGCAGCACCACCGAAGAAGGAGCGCAGUUGCUGCAUGCCUGUAACGAUGGCGGCCCCCUUGAGAGGAAGCAUAGUAACAUUGGUCAAGGGACUGAGCGGCCCCCGGUGGCAGCAGCUGGCCUCUCGACCAUUGAGUGUGUCUGCUGCUCUCUGUUGCCCAGAACCCCCGCCGGCCCGCGCUGAUGCUACCUUCAAGGUCACGAUGGUGCCAGGGGAUGGAGUGGGACCUGAGCUGAUGACUGCUGUCAAGGAAGUGUUCAAGGCAGGAGAUGUCCCAGUAGAAUUUGAGGAGUUUCACCUGAGCGAGGUACAGAACAUGGCAAGUGAGGAGAAGCUGGAGCAAGUGUUAACCUCUAUGAAGAACAACAAAGUGGCCAUGAAAGGAAAGAUUCACACGCCCAUGGAGUUCAAAGGGGAGCUGGCUUCAUAUGAGAUGAGACUGAGGCGUAAACUGGACCUGUUUGCUAAUGUGGUUCAUGUGAACAGCCUGCCGGGCUACAGCACUCGCCACAACAACCUGGACCUGGUCAUCAUCCGCGAACAGACCGAGGGGGAGUACAGCUCCCUGGAGCACGAGAGUGUGACGGGCGUGAUCGAAUGUUUGAAGAUCAUCACCAGAGUGAAGUCGCGGCGCAUCGCCAAGUUUGCCUUUGAUUAUGCCACCAAGAAAGGGCGAAACAAGGUCACCGCUGUUCACAAGGCCAACAUCAUGAAAUUAGGUGAUGGCCUGUUUCUGCAGAGCUGUGCGGAGGUGGCACAACUGUACCCCAAAAUCAAAUAUGAGACCAUAAUCAUUGAUAACUGUUGCAUGCAGCUGGUCCAGAACCCAUACCAGUUUGAUGUGCUGGUGAUGCCCAACCUGUACGGUAACAUUAUUGACAACCUGGCAGCAGGGCUGGUUGGAGGAGCAGGAGUUGUUCCUGGGGAAAGCUACAGUGCAGAGUAUGCUGUAUUUGAGACUGGCGCACGCCACCCCUUUGCACAAGCUGUCGGAAGGAACAUUGCCAACCCCACAGCCAUGCUGCUCAGUGCCGCUAACAUGCUCAGGCACCUCAACCUGGAAUAUCACUCCCAAAUGGUGUCAGAUGCUGUCAAGAGGGUCAUCAAACAGGGCAAGGUGCGGACACGAGACCUUGGCGGGUACUCCACCACCGGCGACUUUGUGCAUGCUGUUGUGGAAAACCUGCGUCACCGACCUGUUUAACAAGAUGUUUCGUCACACUCCUCCCUGACAUUUCCUUAAAUCUGGACAUUGUUCUUAACAUGAACUGGACCCAUGUUAAGACUCAUCUCCCCUCUCACUGGCAAAUGGCAUUUGUGCCACACAGUUUUUCAAACACCAUCAGUUGCAUCCAAAUGUAUCUGGUUUAAACUGGAUUUGUUGGUUUGAUCUAGUGGAAUCAACAGUGCCUUGUGUUGUACUUUACUAACAAAAUGUGCAGCUCAUAAGGCUUCCUCUCAGAGAUUUACAUCAUAAAUCAUCUUUCAUCAUCAUCUUUCCUCAUAGUGUCCAUCUCUCUCUGCAUCUUUGUACUUUUGCAGUUUUUACUUGGCUGAUUGUUUGGUACAGACCCUAACAAAUGUCACAUCAUCAUGAUUUUAAUAGGGGUUUUUUUAUUUUCAGUGAAAAUGAAAAUUGUGAUACAAAAAUGAUCAUUCCCACUAAUUGUGAAUCAUAUCGCAAUAUCUGUCAAAAUAAUUGCAAUAUGAUUUUUUUAUUUUUUUUUUACCUUACUACUUUUCACUCAUCAUACGGAGACCUUUUUGUUGCGUAUUUUCAUGUCCUCGUGCUUGUGUUUCAGCCUACCUUUCUGCCAUCACACAUUGUUAGAAACUGUCUGUAAAGUUACCAGACUGCCUUUAUCAACAGUUUAUAUUGGCUGAUCUGCUUUUGCCUCACGCUUCACCACCAGUUUAUCUCACUCUUUUCUCAUUUUUUGAUAGCCUCUUCACUCAUAACUGAAACAUCUAAAGACUGACUCCUACUUUAACGCAAUAUACAAUAUGAUAACACUGCUGCAUCAUGACCAACAUUUCUAACCCUAACCUAUCUACACUAGGUUGAAUUAUGAAUUGGUAUGCUGUAAAUUAUCUAGUUAGUUUUUAGUCUUGUGACAACAAAUUAACUGGGGAAAGUUAUCAUUUUUAUAUUUAAACAUCAUUUCAAAGGACUUAUAAACAAGUUUUGUAUAAAAUGGUGCUGUUCAUGCCACUGAUACUGUAAGAAUUUAAAGCACUGCUCUAUCUCACAAGUUCAUCUGGCAUGCUUUUUGUAUUGCUGUGUUGCAAUUUAAGAGACUUAACAAGUAGUCAGUUGUUAACCACAAAUAAUAAAAGAUAAAGUAAUUUAUUAGUAACGAUACUCUUGUUUUGACCUUUGGCGCAAUGAAAUUUGUCAAACCUUCUGGAGAAUGUAUACCACCACCAGUGUAAACAGUGUAAUGUCAUUUCAUACUUGCAUAAUAAAGCUUGUCAAGUGUGACGUAAUAUUGAAUAAAUAAUAAUUUAAUGUUACUACUAAUUAAUAAGAUAAGACUAGAUGCAUGUUGGACGAUAGCAAUGGAUUCUCUCAUUAACAUUCAAAAAUGUUUCUGAACAUUAAAUACUGUUUCUGGUUUAUAGAUGUACCUAAUUUAUAUACUGGUAUAUUUUAAUUCUCAGCUUCAAGGAAUGCUAAAAAUAGAAAUGUAAGAAAAUAAAGAUGAGAACAUACCUCAGGAAAUGAAACUGCUGCUUUCUAAAAGUAUGCAUCUCACUGAUCACACUGUGUAUUCUGUGAGUGCAGUUUUUAAAGGCUCUCUAACAUACAGCCCGUGAUACUGUAUGUGGACAUGUGUUGCUGCAGCUGUGCAUAUUAACAAACUGUCCUUAUGUUUGCAACAGGUGCGCACUGGAGACCUGGGGGGCUAUGCCACAAGCGACGAGUUCACCCGGGCUGUCAUUGCUAACCUGGCAGUCUAAGCGUUGUAUUUGCAAAUCUGUCAGCUGCUGAGACACACACGCGCUUUUUUAUUUACCUCCUGUUAAACUGAUCUCUUGACUGAUUGAAUGCAUACAGUGUGUUCCAGCAACAGCACAUUUUCCAACUUAAACACAGUAAAAUGCAGAUGAAAUAUUAUGAUAUCCACAAACUUUGGUUGGCAGUUGAGCAUAACACAUCAACUAUGACAUCUAAGGCAAAAAUGUGUGUGUUGAAUAUGCCAAGUCUUAUAAUCAGCACAAAACAUGUUUCCAUGCUGUUACACUGGUCUGGUACACACUAGACAUUCACAUCCUGUUCUGUGGCAAGAUCCUGUAAUUUCUGCUUAAUGGUUUUAUGUCUGGACAUUAACCAGCAGUCAAAACAUGAUGUAUGUACACUUUGAUAUUAUUUAUUAACUUCAGGUUUUAGCUUUAUUGCUUCUUCAUUUAUGAUGAGACAUGAAUAAUAAAUAAGAUAUGACA
Molecule: messenger RNA, 3513 nt
Organism: Siniperca chuatsi (mandarin fish)
Lineage: Eukaryota; Metazoa; Chordata; Actinopteri; Centrarchiformes; Sinipercidae
Gene: idh3b
Product: isocitrate dehydrogenase (NAD(+)) 3 non-catalytic subunit beta
Exons: 11
Coding region: 5-1273 (422 amino acids)
Biological process (GO): isocitrate metabolic process; tricarboxylic acid cycle
Cellular component (GO): mitochondrion
Molecular function (GO): NAD binding; magnesium ion binding; oxidoreductase activity, acting on the CH-OH group of donors, NAD or NADP as acceptor
Source: RefSeq, a predicted model, not a curated record